AGAGAGAGCAAGAGCAAGAGCAAGAGGAGGGGUAGAAGCACAUGAAAAACUGCGUAACCCACUGCUGGUUGAGAUAGACGGGGCAGAAAGGUUGCCUUUCUGGGUCGUAGGCGCUUUGCUGGAGCUUUGCUGUACUUUUAUGCGAAACGACAGCGGAUUUAGAAGACCUGCCGAGGUUUUCCGGGGUUCCUCUCCAGAAGUUCCUGUUCUUAGAUGGUAACAGAGAGCUUGAGAUAAGAGAGUGAAAAUGGCAGUGUGGAUCCAGGCCCAGCAGCUGCAGGGAGAUGCUCUACACCAGAUGCAGUCUCUCUACGGGCAACACUUCCCCAUAGAGGUGCGACACUACCUGUCCCAGUGGAUAGAGGGACAACUCUGGGAUGCGAUAGAUUUAGAGAACCCUCAGGAGGAGAUUAAAGCCAAGCGUUUAUUGGACAGCCUGAUCCAGGAACUACAGAAGAAAGCAGAGCAUCAAGUGGGAGAGGACGGCUUCUUACUCAAGAUCAAAUUAGGACAUUAUGCUUCACAGCUAAAGAGCACGUAUGACCGCUGUCCCCUUGAGCUGGUGAGAUGCAUCAAACACAUCCUGUAUACAGAGCAAAGACUUGUCAGAGAGGCGACUAAUUCGAGUUCACCGGUGGGCAGUCUGAUGGACAGCAUGUCGCAGAAGUACCAUCAGAUAAACCAGGCAUUCGAGGAGCUCAGAGUAUUGACUCAGGACACAGAGAAUGAUCUCAGAAAACUACAGCACAACCAGGAGUACUUCAUUAUACAGUACCAGGAGAGCCUCAGAAUACAGGCUCAGUUAUCAAGUCUGGCCACACUGCCUCCAGCAGACCGACAGCUACGAGAGCCCAGCCUGCUCAGCAAGAGAGCCACAGUAGAGGCCUGGCUGACCCGAGAGGCCAACACCCUGCAGAAAUACAGACUGGGCUUGGCAGAGAAACACCAGAAGACACUGGCAUUGCUACGGAAACAGCAGACGGUGAUUCUUGACGACGAGCUGAUUCAGUGGAAGAGACGUCAACAACUGGCUGGCAACGGCGGGCCGCCCGAGGGAGGACUGGACAUACUACAGUCAUGGUGUGAGAAGCUAGCGGAAACCAUUUGGCAGAAUCGUCAGCAGAUCCGGAGGGCGGAGCAUCUGAGACAGCAGCUGCCCAUUCCUGGCCCCAUCGAAGAGAUGCUGACCGAACUCAACAGCACCAUCACGGACAUCAUCUCGACUUUAGUCACUAGUACCUUCAUCAUCGAGAAGCAGCCUCCUCAGGUGCUGAAAACACAAACUAAAUUUGCGGCGACAGUGCGUUUGCUGGUUGGUGGCAAACUGAACGUGCACAUGAACCCACCGCAGGUCAAAGCCACCAUCAUCAGCGAGCAACAGGCCAAGGCCCUGCUCAAGAAUGAAAACACCAGAAAUGACAUCAGUGGUGAGAUCUUGAAUAACAACUGUGUGAUGGAGUACCACCAGACCACAGGCACUCUCAGUGCACACUUUAGAAACAUGUCUCUGAAGCGGAUCAGGCGUUCAGACCGUCGAGGGGCAGAGUCUGUUACCGAGGAGAAGUUUACCAUUUUGUUUGAAUCACAGUUCAGUGUUGGGGGAAAUGAGCUGGUAUUUCAAGUUAAGACUCUCUCUUUGCCUGUGGUGGUAAUUGUCCAUGGAAGUCAAGACAACAAUGCCACGGCCACAGUUUUGUGGGAUAAUGCAUUUGCUGAACCGGGACGGGUGCCUUUCAUUGUGCCCGACAAGGUGUUAUGGCCGCAGUUGUGUGAGGCUCUGAAUAUGAAGUACAAGGCCGAGGUGCAAUCAAAUCGAGGUCUGUCUGAGGGGAAUCUUGUCUUUCUCGCUCAGAAAGCCUUCAGCAGCUCCAGCGUCAACCCGGAGGACUACCGCAACAUGACCAUGACCUGGUCACAGUUUAACAGGGAGAGUUUACCAGGCAGGAACUUCACUUUUUGGCAGUGGUUUGAUGGUGUGAUGGAGCUUACUAAAAAACACCUGAAGCCUCACUGGAAUGACGGGGCGAUUCUUGGCUUUGUGAAUAAACAGCAAGCUCAGGACAUGCUGAUGUCCAAACCCAACGGAACCUUCCUGUUGCGCUUCAGUGAUUCGGAAAUUGGUGGCAUCACCAUAGCCUGGGUGGCAGAGAACCCUAACAAAGCAGGAGAAAGGAUGGUGUGGAACCUCAUGCCAUACACAACCAAAGACUUCUCUAUCCGCUCCUUGGCGGAUCGCAUCAGCGACCUGAAUCAUCUCCUGUUCCUCUAUCCUGACCGGCCCAAAGACGAGGUCUUCUCCAAAUACUACACCCCUCCACUGUCUAAAGCUGUGGACGGAUACGUAAAACCACAGAUCAAACAAGUAGUGCCAGAGUUUGCGACACCUAACCCUGACCCUGCAGCAAACCCCACCUACAUGGAUCAUGCGGCAUCUCCGGCUGUCAGUCAGCCACAUGCUUAUGGACUCUAUCCUCCCAUAGGAGACCCUAUGCUGGACGCUGAUGGCGAUUUCGAUCUGGACGACACCAUGGAUGUAGCGAGGCAUGUAGAGGAACUGCUCCGUCGACCGAUGGAGGGCCAGUGGAGCGGCCAGCAGUCAUGACCUUCUUCAUCUGUGACUCUUCUCCCUUAACAAUGUUUUUUUAAAUACAUUUUUCUCCCUCUACUCUAAGUGUAUUUUCCCCAUUUGUUUCCCAGUGUGGGUCUUUAUGACUUUCAGUUUAGCUUUUUCUCUAUCUCUCUUUUUCCUCUUUCAUCGCACCUCUUUUUCUUUCCCCCAUCCCUUGUUUCUGUAGAGAAAGGAGCUAAUGGAAGAAGAAAAAUACAAAGAGCCUUCCUCUAAUUAAAUACCACCAAACAGUAUUGUAGGAAAAAAGAGAGAGAGAGAGGGAGAGAGAUGCAUGUUAUCUCUUUUCCUUUGUGAGUGUAUUUGUUUUUGUUUCAAAUUGACUUUUCGCAGAACAAAUCUGUGAAACCCUUAAACCGAAAUGUACUACUGUAAGGAACAUUAUGUUUUUCAAACUGUUCUAUGGUUUAUUUUGAGGGUGUUCAGAUAUCUAUUGCAUCUGAAGUAAAUGCAUAUUAUCCUUUGCACUCUCAAACGAAUGCUUUCUUGCAGACGAUGACAUUAUUGUUACUAUGGCGAUUGCAAUAUAACGCUUCUGUACACUAAAGAGUGUUUAGGUUGCAAGGCUGUUAACAUUCGUUGCACCGACAGGCUGAAUGGGUUUAAUCAUCCCUUCACCCUGUGUGUUUAAUCUGAACCUUGAACAUAAGUUACACCCACAUCCAAACCAGCAGCGUCACGACCUGUCACUCACAUCGAUGAAACUGAGGCACACAUGAGAAAUGCACAUGCGCCCGCUCGCAUCCGUCCCACGUUAAGUGAUGGAAACACAUGGUCCGCUGAGCGUCUCGGCUCACGCUACACUACACAGGCCGUCUCUCUUUCUCCGUCUGUCUCUCUCCAUUACAACAGGUGAUGACCUCAUCUGUUCUCAUGCUUCCCUCUCGGAACAAAACAAAAGAACCUGUCGUCAUGGUUACACAUGCUGCUCCCGGCUGCUCCUCAUAUGCUCAUAACUGGCCAUCCUAUAGGUUCGCAUUGUUACCGACCUGCAUCUUUUUUCUCUCGCGCUCUGCAUAUGCCUGCACAGAAGCCUAGGCCACUCAGGACAUUGACGUACAGUUAUUGUAAAAUACCUAUAAUAAUAAUUAUAAUAAUAAUCAAAUAUAAAUUAAAAAAAACACACAUUUGAAAGAAAGAACCUAUAUCCGGAAUAUAUGAAUUUAUUUUUUGUUAACAUAUUUCUAUUUUAUUACUGUAGGACGCUAGAUGGCUCCAUCACUCUGUGUAGUGCAAAAUGAUGCUUUACUGUGUCUGAUUGUCUGUAGAAGCCCUGAUGUACUGACCCAGAAUCAGUACACAAAACUAUUAUCGGCACAAAGGGGUCGCUGCCAUCUCAGUAGUUCCACUUCAGAUUUCAGCUGAGCUUUUGCAUGGAAGAAAAGGCCAAACAGUGAAGUUAGCACGAAGAGACGUUUUCUGUGUGCUUACUGUAUGUGUAAUCUGCAAACCUGACUAAUUACGCCCACUUUUAGAUGCCUGUAUUCAUUUUUAAAGGAUGGUUUGUUCCUCGCAGUGGAUGUUGUUGUUUCCCCCCCCCCCCUCUAUUUCUGUCAUGGCAGAGACACAUAGGAAGCUGUGUGAUUUUUCUUUAUCUUUUUUAUUGUCUUUGUUUUCAAAUUGAUUCGUCAUGUUGUGUAGACUGUUUCUCACUGUAGGUGUCAUUGUGUGUGUGUGCGUGUGUGAGAGAGAGAGAGAAAGAGUGAAUGAAUGCGUGCAUGUGUGUGUGUGUGUGUGUGUGUGUGUGUGUGUGUGUGUGUGUGUGUGUGUCGGCAUGUUCAGCUCUGCUCUGUCUUGUGUUCGUACCAUGUUUGGAUGUAGAGAAGAGCAAUUGAAUUGACAAUAAAGUUUUUUUUUUGUUUUUAUAA
Molecule: messenger RNA, 4494 nt
Organism: Cyprinus carpio (common carp)
Lineage: Eukaryota; Metazoa; Chordata; Actinopteri; Cypriniformes; Cyprinidae
Product: signal transducer and activator of transcription 5B
Biological process (GO): regulation of cell population proliferation; response to peptide hormone; regulation of transcription by RNA polymerase II
Molecular function (GO): DNA-binding transcription factor activity, RNA polymerase II-specific; RNA polymerase II cis-regulatory region sequence-specific DNA binding
Source: RefSeq, a predicted model, not a curated record